AUGGCACGAACGAAGCAAGUCGCGUUUGGACGUCGGUAUAACCACAAGCCGAAAGUCUUCCGCGAUCAUGGGGGAAACAGCUAUACGGUGAUUGGAGGAACGCCGAGCUCGUGCUCCAACCCAUCGACCAUCACUAAACUGAGCAUCCACUUGUAUACUCUGUCCGAGUUGGAAGAGACCCCAGAGGAACUUGGCUCCAAAUUACUCGGUAGCUAUGGUAUUAUAAACUGUGGAAAUCUACAUAAUUACUGGCCCCGUGUAGACGUCUACUCCCCACUGGGAAGCAUCGAAGAGUGCAUGGACCACCACCGCGCGGAGAAGAUCUACAGGAAACACGCCCUGGAGGAAAUGCACAGGGAGGCAAGGGCUUCAGCCGAUAACGAGGAGGACGCCGAGGAAGCCGUGCGGAAGUUACGCGGGAAACAGCCCUUGCCGCAUAUCGUCCCGACCUGGGCAAGUACAGAGCGGUUCUGGACUCAGCAUUCCUACGGUCAUGACUGGCGAUAUCGCAGUUUUGUUCUCGUUGUACCUUGGGACUGUCGAUGUUGGGAUGAUGUUGAGGAGAAGGGGCUGUGGGUAGUGUGCUUUGAUCAGGAUGUUACGCCGGCGAUGGAGACGCAUAUGUGGGAUUGUGUGCGGGAGGAAGACUGGCAAGUCGACAAUGGAGAGGGAUGGGUCGAGAUUGAGAGGGUAGAGUAUGGACCUCCGGUUCGCAUUGAACGUGUGUCGGUUUACAGGGAGGACCAGGAGUGUGGUCAACGCAAUUCGACCAUUACUGGUAGUUUGUGCGACAUGUGGAGUCGGAUCAUACGAGUGCUGAACGAUUGUACAUAUCGACGCCCAGUGUGCCCUGGUUGCGCAGAGGACGCUCCUCAUGAGUGUGAGUUUGAUAUGUAA
Molecule: messenger RNA, 897 nt
Organism: Aspergillus lentulus
Lineage: Eukaryota; Fungi; Ascomycota; Eurotiomycetes; Eurotiales; Aspergillaceae
Source: RefSeq, a predicted model, not a curated record